AUGCAGAACCUACAGAGCUCUCGAAUACCGCACCUCGCACACUCCCUCCUCUACAAACGAGCAGCUCCCCAGCAGCGCCUGAGACAGGCCUUCCGCACCUGCAACACCACCACCACCACCACCCAGCAUGUCUACAACACACACAGACAAGCCUCGACGGCCAUGAAGCGAUUUACACGCCGACGACCCACACCAAGCCAGGCAUACCCUUCAAACACCCCGAUCCCAACACCCACAUACCAGGCCCCUCAACGCCCACUCCCAGCAUGGCUACGACGGCUGUUCAUCUCGCAGUCCGGGUAUUUCUGGGGCGCGUCGGUGUUCGGAGUGGUCGUGGCGGCGUACCUGACCAUGACAUACAUCUCGUACGUGCGGGCGGCGGAGCGGUCCAAGACGCUCGACCUGGCGCAGAACGCCGACGUGUCGAGCCGGUGGCAGGACCUGUCGCGCGACUUUGACGACGAGGUCGAGAUGAGCGAGAAGCUGGCGCGCCUGCACAAGAAGCGCGCCAGGCUGUGCAGUCAGGCGUACGGCAACGUCCUCGAGGUCAGCUGUGGCACGGGCAGGAAUCUGCGCUUCUAUGAUCUCAGGCCCCUGCGUAUGCCGAAGGAGAUGCGGAUAAGGAGUCUGGUGUUCAACGACCAGAGUGAGAUUAUGGUGUAUCAGGCCCAGAAGAAAUAUGACAAGUUGCUGGAGGAGGCGGAGCCGAUCAAUCGCUACAAGGGGCCGGUCAAGUUUGUGGUCGGCGAUGGAGGGGAUCGGCGUGUCAUAUCCAGGCCCGAGGGCGGGUUCGAUGUCAUUGUCCAGACGAUGGGCAUCUGCAGCAUGUCGAAUCCCGUCGAGUUCCUCAAGCGUCUGGGGACUUUGGCCAGGCAGCCGGGAGAGAAGAGCACGGGGAUAGUCACAGGGGAUUCGGCAGCAGCAGCAGAGGAGAGCACGGAGGCGGUGACAGGCCCGGACUUUGGCGCGGUCCCUGUGGAUCAAGCUGAAGACACGACCAUGGAUAAAGGUGGCAAGAUCCUGCUGCUGGAGCAUGGCCGGUCGACGCUGGAAUUCGUCAAUGGCUACAUGGAUGAGAUCGCCAAGGAACACGCCGAUCGCUACGGUUGCUGGUUCAACAAGGAUAUCGAAUCCGUCGUCAAUGCAAGUGGCUUGGUCGUCGAGAGUAUGACCAGGUCUUCUUUUGGCACCGUCUAUGAAUAUGUCCUGCGGCCGGCGCCCGCCGUCAAGGUGGGAGAUCACGAUCACAAUCACAAUCACGAUCAGGAGAAGAAGAAGUGA
This is a messenger RNA of Exophiala bonariae, 1281 nucleotides long. RefSeq lists its product as uncharacterized. The coding region runs from base 1 to 1281 and encodes 426 amino acids. NCBI's taxonomy places the organism in Eukaryota, Fungi, Ascomycota, Eurotiomycetes, Chaetothyriales, Herpotrichiellaceae. The transcript has a single exon. The record is from RefSeq and is a predicted model, not a curated record. Gene Ontology annotation, molecular function: methyltransferase activity.